Molecule: messenger RNA, 1123 nt
Organism: Gossypium raimondii (Peruvian cotton)
Lineage: Eukaryota; Viridiplantae; Streptophyta; Magnoliopsida; Malvales; Malvaceae
Exons: 5
Coding region: 286-861 (191 amino acids)
Biological process (GO): regulation of cyclin-dependent protein serine/threonine kinase activity; DNA repair; regulation of transcription by RNA polymerase II
Cellular component (GO): transcription factor TFIIH holo complex
Source: RefSeq, a predicted model, not a curated record
ACGGCGUCGUUUAACCAUCUCUGAACUUGAGUAAACUCUCAAAACUGGCCACUUAAAAAUGUUUUUCGUUUUUCAAAAUCCAUAUCAGUACUUUUUCCGGUCAAAAUUGGUCCGUCAGUCGGGUCAGUUCAUGUUUGUGUUGUUCAGUCGGGUCCGAUAGUGAUUUGCAAAACCACUUGCAGUUUAGAAAGAGCUCCGAUCGAUCUCACUCAACAGUUAGGUCAAUAGCCGCUUUUGCAAAUCGCCUAAACCAAGCCAAAAAAGCCCCCAAAACUCGACAAGGCCAUGGUAGUUGCUAGUUCCAAUCCCCACAACAAGGAGAUGCAAAUCCGUAGAAGAAUAAGCAACAUAUUCAAUAAAAGAGAAGAGGAUUUUCCAUCACUGAGAGAAUACAAUGAUUACUUGGAAGAAGUGGAAGACAUGAUUUUUAAAUUGAUUGAAGGAAUAGAUGUUCAAGCUAUUGAGGAGAAAAUUACCAAUUAUCAGCAAGAAAAUGCUGAGCAGAUUAUGAUCAAUCAAGCUCGUAAGGCUGAAGAUUUAGCUGCUGCAAUGGCAGCAAGCAAGGGGAUCCCAGUACAGGCCGAUACUGAUGGGGCCCUAAGCCAGAACUCACAAGCAGGGUUUGUAGCUGGUACCCAAGGUCAAUAUGCACCGACAGUUGCUGGAGGACAGCCACGACCAACAGGCAUGGCACCACAACCGGUACCACUUGCUGGUGGGCUGGACAUGCAUGGCUAUGCUCUUGAUGAUGAGGAAAUGAUGAGGCUCCGGGCAGAAAGAGGUGGAAGAGCAGGAGGGUGGAGUAUUGAGUUGAGCAAGAAGAGGGCACUGGAAGAAGCCUUUGCAAGCAUAUGGAUUUGAUAUUCCUGAUGGAGUGCCACAGUUUGGCAAAUGUAGCUUGGUUUUGUGCUGAAUAUAAUACUGCAGCAGCUACUAUGGAUGGGGAUUGCAAAAGAAUUUUUUCUCUAGUUGUUAAGGGUGAAGUAACCCCAUUAAUGGUACAAGAGCAAAACUCAAUUCAAUUUGAAAAAAUUGAAAAAAAUUCGAAUUUUGUAUUAAUCAAAUUGAGUUAUUCAAAUUAUUUGAGUAAAUUCGAAUAAGUAAUUGGAGUUUUGAGUUCGAA